Messenger RNA from Chelonia mydas (Green sea turtle), 895 nucleotides. RefSeq names its product duodenase-1-like. Gene Ontology annotation, molecular function: serine-type endopeptidase activity. The transcript is spliced from 5 exons. Bases 20 to 823 code for a protein of 267 amino acids. The record is from RefSeq and is a predicted model, not a curated record. Gene Ontology annotation, biological process: proteolysis. Gene Ontology annotation, cellular component: cytoplasm; intracellular membrane-bounded organelle. Lineage: Eukaryota; Metazoa; Chordata; Testudines; Cheloniidae.
CCCUGCACUGACUCUGAACAUGCAGCUCCAGAUCUUGCUCCUGCUCCCCAUGACCUUUUUCCUGUCCCCCGGUGCUCAUACUGGGGAGAUCAUCGGCGGCCGGAAAGCCAAGCCGCAUUCCCGCCCCUACAUGGCCUAUCUCAAGAGAAAAACCUGCACAGGUGAAGAGAUGUGUGGGGGGUUCCUGGUGCGGGAGGAUUUUGUGCUGACAGCCGCCCACUGCGGCGAUGGGGACAUCACCGUGCUCCUUGGAGCCCACAACGUCCUUCGGAAAGAGAAGACACAGCAACGAGUCUCUGUGCGGCAGAAGAUCCCCCAUCCCAGAUACAACAAGAUGAGCAUCGAGAAUGACCUGAUGCUGCUGCAGCUGGCAGAGCCGGCGCAGCUGGACGAUGCCGUAUACACCAUCCCCCUGCCCCAGGCUGGCCGCACUGUGGAUCCGGGGUCCGUGUGCAGUGUGGCAGGAUGGGGCAAGACCAACCGCGACGCUAAGCUAACCACCAACAUCCUCCAAGAGGUGGAGCUGGAGGUGAUGUCAAAUGAGACCUGCCAGGAGGACAGGCAGCUCCGACGCUACUACAAGCCCUCGAAGAUGCUGUGUGUGGGGAACCCUGAUGAGGACAAGGCCACAUUCUCGGGCGACUCCGGAGGCCCCCUGGUGUGUGACGGGACAGCCCAGGGAAUCGUCUCCUUUGGCAAAAAUGACGGGUCCCCUCCGAGGGUGUUCACUAGGGUCUCCCCGUACGUCCCCUGGAUCAAGAAAACAAUGAGGGGUCUCAGCAGCCCAGGGUCCCACGCUGAAAGCCCUGCAUCCCUUCAUUGAAGGGGGCAGAGCUGGGUUUGGGGAGUUUUCUGAGUAGGAAGGAGUCCUCUCAACCCAGAAUGGUGGUGCCAA